GAGAUACGCUCGGGAGUUACUGUUAUUAUUAAAUUAUAUUUUUGUAUGUAAAGAAUUCUAGAAUUUCGGUUGUAAAUGUUGGUUAGUGCUGGCGGAAAUAAACUACACAUCCCAUCAUGCAUUUCACCCAUUGCCAUGGCAGCAGGAAGCUAGCUAGUCGACUAGCGACAGCAAUGGACAACAGGAUGCGAAUAUUCCCCGGCGGGGCGCAGCCUGUUUCUUCUGUCAGCCCGUUUGCCGUCAACGAAGCCGACCAAGGGGUCGUCGAGACGCGACCCGGGAAUCGACAGAACCCCGCCGGGAGCCAGGCGAGAGAGCUCCAGGUGACCGGGACGGCGGAGGUUAGCUACCCGGCCGAUAGAGCGUCGGUGCGGCUCAGUGUGGGCAACAGCAAGGCUACCGUCAACGAGGUCACCAGCAGCGUGUCACGACGGCUGGAAUACAUUUUGCAAGCUGUCAGACAACAUGGAGUCAAAGACGACGACGUCACUGUGAGGAAAUUCCUCCACCGGGACGAAGAAGCGUAUCACAUGAAUGUAGAGGUGACUGUCACUUUCUCAGACUUUGACAAAAUGGAGCAGGCGUGUAGCGUCUUGCUAGAGAAACUGGACAGGAGCGUCUCAGUGGGACAGCCUCGUUUUUUCCACAGCGCAGACUGUCUGAACCGCGUCAGGCAGAGUGCAUGCGUUUUGGCUGUGGAGAACGCUCAGCAGAAGGCCAGCAGAGUCAGCCAGCUGCUGGGACAAAGCCUGGGGGCGCCCACCCUGGUGCGAGAGGACGAGACGCGGGAGUGGAGGAGCCAUGAGGAGGAUGAGGAGGAUGAAGGUGGUGGAGGAAGGCAGGGCCAAGAUGCCACCUCCACACAGGCCGCUCCACUUCCUCGCAUACCUUGUGUCUCCGCCUCCUCGCGGGUGUCCGUCUACUUCCGAAUGCGUGAUGGAAAUAGGAAGAAAUACUAAAAAAAAAAAAAAAAAAAGUUUUCUAUUUUAAAGGUAAGAUUUGGGACACAUUUUUAAAGCCAAUACAAUUUUCCCCCACUAUAUCGCGGUUCAUCAUUUGUGCCUCUGCUAUAUCAGAUUUUUCAGCAAUCAUUUUUUGAAGGGUUUUUACAGUAUACAGGCAAGUCUGAAUUUUCGAUCUAGUACCAUGUUGUGCCACAACAUGCCAGGCAGCACUAGUCUACUGGAAGAGAAGCAGUGCAAAAUAAGGCACAGAAAGUCCCCAACUAAACUCUAGUUCUAGUUGUCGUUCCCAAAAAGCAGAACGCAUGCCCGUGAGUUUUGUUGUAUGCUCUUUUUGUGUUGCUGCUCAGUGUGUGUUAAAGUAGCAUUUCUGUGACGGUUCAUAAUUACCGUAAGGUGUUUCACAUUAUAUGUUAGCAUUAGGCCAACGAACACCUUUGCCUGAGAAAUGCCCCCACUAGCUAAAUGCUAACACUUAACGGAAAGCGCCAUGGACGUGCUAACGAUUUGCAUCGAUAGUAGUGGCGUGAACAUAACGAACACCUUUGCCUGAGAAAUGCCCCCACUAGCUAAAUGCUAACACUUAACGGAAAGCGCCAUGGACGUGCUAACGAUUUGCAUCGAUAGUAGUGGCGUGAACAUAAACUGUCUCGCAACACAUCUCGACAGACAAUAUCCCAAUACAGGCAUGUAUUUUUUAUCCUCUGCGAAAAAACAACUAAUAUUAUUGCAGCUUAUUCGUCAUUGAGAGCCGUGGUGACUCGUCAUGACUAUUAUCCUGCUCCCAAGUGGCCAAGGCGGGCAUACCAGAAGGAGCAGCACAAUGUAUUGAAUUAAAUCAUAUCAUGAUGCAGAAACUGUUUAAUUCUUUAUAUAAUUUAUAUUAUACGGUGCUAUUUUCCUUGUUAAAUAACACAAGCCAGAACUGAUUAAUGGCAUUCCUAUUAUUUUCAAUGGGGAAAGAUGAUUUGAGAUACAAGUGUUUGUAUCUCUAGGCACCACUGUAUAUAUGGUCAGGAACGUAUCCAUUGCGAUAAGCGGGGGUUCACUGUAUUGCCAUUUAUUUGAAGUCAUACAUUCAUAAUUAUACAUUCAAAGCUGUGCAUGUACAGCACUGUGCAAAAGUCAUGCGACAUAAUUUUGAGAUGAUGGUAUUAUACGCAUCUUCUCAUGGGGGGGGGGGUAAAGCGGCCAUUAAAACAUAAAAUAAAAUAAGAGCCCGAACUGAUGGCUUGUAUGUGUCGUAAUACAGUGGAACCUCCAAAGUCUAAAUGUCCCUUAAGUGGUACAAUUCGGAAUUGAAAACUGAAAGAAUGUACCUCAAUUCUGCAAGCAUCAGCUGGAUACUUUGCAAGCGUUUGUAUUUGACACUAUAAGAACAUCCUAACAUUGGGCUGUUAACCCUCCUGUAUUUUGUGGGCCAGUUGUAUUUACACGUUUGAAGAAUGUUAAAAGAAUGAAUAUACGAUAUGAGUUAACACUUUUGUUACUCGACAAUAAUGUUGAGGUCAUUAAGAAUGUUAAAAAGUUCUGUUUUCAUGAGUACCUAUUUUGAGGUUCCACUGUAUUUUA
Messenger RNA from Phycodurus eques (leafy seadragon), 2534 nucleotides. RefSeq names its product interleukin-1 receptor-associated kinase 1 binding protein 1 (gene irak1bp1). The record is from RefSeq and is a predicted model, not a curated record. Gene Ontology annotation, biological process: canonical NF-kappaB signal transduction; immune response. NCBI's taxonomy places the organism in Eukaryota, Metazoa, Chordata, Actinopteri, Syngnathiformes, Syngnathidae.